GGGUUGUUAAUCAAUAACUGCACCGAGCUGAGGACUAAUUGUCGCCUCUGUUAUCUCAGUGUAAACAUCUGACGGGGCAGGGCGUCUUUUGUGUUCUCUUUUGUCUCAUGUUUUCAUCUCUCAUGUUUUUAGGUUCCACGUGUGUGUCCAGAGUUUGCCCUUUGGUCAGAUGGUUGCUAAGAACCCCAUGUUCUUCCUGCAGAUGAUUCUGGAUAUGGCCGAAUACGCCAAUCAGCUCAUCAGGCUCAGCAACAAAGGACAGAUUUUAGGCAGUAAGGCUCAGAGCGGCGUCGUGCAGUACGAAGCAGUGGAGCUGCUCUUCUGUCUGUCCUUCCUGCUGGUGAUGUCACAACAUCGUCCGCUCUACAAGGAUCUGCUCCCACACCUGCACAAACGUUUCUGUGAGGAGCGGGUAUAUGUGGCCGCCUGGAGAAAAUGCGUCACACCCAGCGUCUCUUUUCAGGGUGCUCUGCCUCUUUUGUUACGGAGGUGAAAGAAGGCUGUUUUGGUGAUGUGGCUGACAUGACACAGGAGGGAGAGGGUGGGGUCAAAGACAAGUUCGAGGUUGCAGACUUGCAGAUGAUAGAGCCAUCGGUAUUGAGUGUGAAAUCCUGAGUGGGGUGGGUAAUGCGGGAUUUAUACUUCUGUGUCAAAUUGGCGCCAUACCCUACGCUGUAACCUGAUGUGCAACUCCCCAUAAAUGUAACUAUACAUCUGUCUCUGUAAGCUGAAACCAUUUCCCUCAGUGGAAACAAAGCUUUGAUUUACUUUAAUUUCACAGAUAAGAAACAAUAAAUUGUGAAGACAAUAAAGCCUCCACAAAAAUAGCAUUUUAAGUCUUGUGUGUGAUUUAUCCUGGCUUCAUAUGAGCAGAGGAAAUCUCUGCUAGCUGCUAGGCUAAUUUAUACAAUGUGAAAUGCCAUAGGCUUGUGCUAAUAACGUUAGCAUGUUGUAUUUGUUUGGAAAACGUGUUUAGUAUAAGACAAG
Messenger RNA from Epinephelus moara (kelp grouper), 987 nucleotides. Its product is annotated as telomerase reverse transcriptase-like. The record is from RefSeq and is a predicted model, not a curated record. The coding region runs from base 170 to 493 and encodes 107 amino acids. NCBI's taxonomy places the organism in Eukaryota, Metazoa, Chordata, Actinopteri, Perciformes, Serranidae. The transcript has 3 exons.